AUGCAGAAAUCAGCUCACAAGGGAGCAACUGCUGGCGAUGGAGACAGGCUUAGCAAGCUCCCCAAUGACAUUCUGCUCAAUAUUCUGGAGAGGGUGGACACACUUGAUGCUAUAAGGACCUGCAUCCUCUCCAAGCAAAUGUUGAAUCUCCCCACCAUGCUCUCGCAGUUCUUCUUAAGUGCUGGUUCCGUUCCAGGUCACCAUGAUAAAGCUCGUGUUUUAAACCGCGGUGAAGUUUUCCGAACCAACAAUGCUGUGGCUCGUGUAACGGAUAGCAUCUUGUGCACAAGGAAUCCGAAGAUCGCCAUUACUAAACUCAAAAUCAAAUUCGUCUUGAUGCCACAUGUCUCUCUCACCAUUGGAAGAUCUGUUGCCCGCGCCAUGGCAACCCAGAAGGUUGGUGCAGCUGAGUUUGAGAUCAUAACGGAGAAGGCUUAUACGGACUGCUCUCCUGCCGAUCUUGUCCAAUUUGCGAAUCAGUUAAAUAAUUUCGUUGGUGCUUUCCCUGAUGUAUUUGCUGGACUCAGGCGCCUGUGGCUGCGCAAUAUGAGGUUUGCUGAACUGGAUAUCGCCAACAUUCUCAGCACUUGCAAACUCUUGGCGUCUUUGCGUUUAACCGAGUGCGACUCAGGGAUCGAUUCUGUGCUGCAAGUAGAACAUGCUCAGCUUGUUGAGCUUGAGGUAGACUAUGGGGAAUUUGCAAGAGUUGAGCUGACAUGUCUACCGAAACUCCAACGAGUGAGAUAUAAUAAUUGGUACUCUUAUGAAGAUCCCCUGUAUUUUGGUUUUGUACCACAGCUUUCAAAGCUGAGCCUCACUAAAACUGGUGUUCGUUGGGAGAAGACUCUGGAGUUAAGUCAGCUUCUUGCUAAUGUUCCUAACAUAAGCAAUCUGCAUCUUGAUUUUGAAAGUGAAAAGAUCUGGGUUCUACUAGAAUGCCCGAAACUGCUCACGCCUGUGCUCGGCAAACUACAGCAUGUGAAUCUAGACAAUCUUCCUGAAGGAUGUGAUUUAGCUUGGACGAUGUUUAUUCUUGAAGCUGCACCCACCCUAGAAGAGCUGUGUGUCGCGGUAAGGGAGCAUUGGUGCAUAAUGCUGACAGACGAAGAAGCUCGGAAGAAAAAUGGUUACUGCGAAAAGGCAGACGUGAAUUGGAAGCCAUGCGCACCUGAUUUCAAGCACAAGAAUCUAGUUGAGCUCACCAUCUAUGGCUUCCAACCCGAUGACAGUUUUAUGCGAUACAUCAGGUGUGUUGUGGAUCAUACAGUUAAUGUAACAGAGAUAUCUCCGUACGACAGGAAAGUGUGCGGGAGCUGUGGUAACUUGGAUCCUGAGAUCAAGGUCAAGGUUUGUCCAUCAAGAUAUCCACAGACAGCCGAAGAGAUGAAGCAGAUAACUGAGGGGUUGGAUUUGGCUUCGCGUUCUGUGAUUCACUUCCGGUCCUAAGUGAUUUGUAUAGGCAGUUU
Molecule: messenger RNA, 1466 nt
Organism: Triticum aestivum (bread wheat)
Lineage: Eukaryota; Viridiplantae; Streptophyta; Magnoliopsida; Poales; Poaceae
Exons: 2
Coding region: 1-1446 (481 amino acids)
Molecular function (GO): protein binding
Source: RefSeq, a predicted model, not a curated record